GACGUCGACGACGACGACGGCGGCAUCGACCUCGCCGCGGCCGCGUGCACGGUCGCGGGCGUCGCGUACGAGGCGCUCGAAAACCGGAGCCGCGCCGUGGCCUGGCUCGUGCGCGCGCUGCGCCUCGACGCGACCUGCAGCGAGGCGCUGACCUUCCUCGUCGAGCGGCGCCUGCUGAGCGCCGUCGAGGAGAAGCGGCUGCUGGGCGAGCUCCGCGCGGCUCUAACCGGCGACGACGACGCGUGGAUCGCCGCGGUCUACGGCGCGCGGCUCUGCGUCCACGACGCGGAGCAGAGCGUCGAGGAGCGCUUCGGGGGCCUGGAGCGCGUCCACGGCCUCGGGGAGAACGCGGAGGUGCUCUGCGCGCGCGCGGAGCACUCGUACUACCAGCACGACUGCCGCGGCGCGCACGCGCUCGCGAGGCGCGUCUACGGCGCGGACCCCUACGACUUCGCCUGCGUGCCCGUCUACCUGGCGUCCAUGGUCGAAUUGGGGUUGAAGCACGAGCUCUUCUACUGCGCCCACGAGCUCGUGCGGGCCUACCCGAAGCACGCGGCGUCGUGGUUCGCCGUCGGCUGCUACUACCUCCUCGUGGGCAAGAACGACGCGGCCCAGCGCUACUUCCACAAGUCGGCGAAGCUGGCGCCGCGCUUCGCGCCGGCCUGGAUCGGCUUCGGCAACGCCUUCGCGGCCCAGGACGAGAGCGAGCAGGCCAUGGCCGCGUACCGGUCCGCGAGCCGGCUCUUCCAGGGGUCGCACGUGCCCCUCAUGUUCAUCGGCAUGGAGUACCUGCGCACGAACAACCUGCCGCUGGCGAAGCACUUCCUGCGCGGCGCGCGCAAGCUCUGCGGCAGCGAUCCCAUGGUCCUCAACGAGCUCGGCGUCGUCGAGCUCCGCCAGGGCCUCUACGCGGACGCGGAGCAGACGUUCAGCGACGUGCUCGUGCUCUUCGAGCGCCUCCCGGACCGGUCGCCGCUGAAGUCGGCCUGCGAGAGCUCGGUCUUCAACUUGGCCCAGACCUACCGGAAGAUGAAGCGCUUCGACGACGCCGCGCGCUACUUCGAGCUCGCGCUCGCGCUCAAGCCGGGAGACGCGGCGAUCCGCGGCGCGCUCGGCGUCACGCUCCACGCGCUCGGCGGCGCCCACGUCCACAAGGCCGUCGAGUGCUACCACACGGCCCUCGCCAUGCGGCCCGACGACACCUUCUGCUCCGAGAUGCUCUCGCGCGCGCUCCGCGACGUCGCGGAGAUGGGC
Messenger RNA from Aureococcus anophagefferens, 1254 nucleotides. RefSeq lists its product as hypothetical. NCBI's taxonomy places the organism in Eukaryota, Pelagophyceae, Pelagomonadales, Pelagomonadaceae. The annotation marks the transcript as partial. Gene Ontology annotation, biological process: cell division. The transcript has a single exon. The record is from RefSeq and is a predicted model, not a curated record. Gene Ontology annotation, molecular function: protein binding.